Toxoplasma gondii ME49 is the source of this 6597-nucleotide messenger RNA. RefSeq lists its product as hypothetical. The transcript is spliced from 9 exons. The record is from RefSeq and is a predicted model, not a curated record. The coding region runs from base 1557 to 5351 and encodes 1264 amino acids. Lineage: Eukaryota; Apicomplexa; Conoidasida; Eucoccidiorida; Sarcocystidae.
GCUUUGUCCACGGGAGUUUGCCGGAGUCCUGCUCCUCAGACAUUCGAAAGGAUCGGCAAGCAAAAAUGCUUUCGAAGAACUGGAGAAAAACUGGAGAAAACCGCAAUAAUUUUGCAAGCUUGUGAAUUGUGCCGAAACUGGCUGCCUCCUCGCGGCUGCUCCACCCGCCACCUCGCUGUCUUCCUCGUGUCCAUACAGCACAAAGAAGCUGCGGAAAUUACAGAGCAAACUGCUGAGGCUGUCAGACGGAUGCAAACACACGGGAAGAGAACCGAUGCAGACACCCGGCAUCCUUCGCGGUCGCUUUGUCUUUUGUCUUGUUGACCAGGGAGGAGGGAAAAAGAAGAAGGCGACGCAUGCGCUUGUCCUGUUCAACCCCAGAAACAGGGGAAGCAGUUUUUCUAUGCAAGAAUACGGAGGUUUUCUCACCAGUUCUUCGUCCAGGUUCUCUGCUGCGUUCUCUCUCUGCCUGCGUAUGAAGAUCAGGAGACUCGAGACGAAAGACUAGCGGGCUCCGUGGAGGAAAAGCGGCAGAACGGCAGACCCCUGGAGUCAGUGACCUCGAGAGGGCUGCAGAAUUGUCGCUCGUGUACACAACAACAGGUGUCGAGUCGACAAGAGUGCGUCUGUGUAUUCCGUACAGACUAUCUCUAGAAAGGAUACUAUCCAAGUGAAUACCAUGCUAUCUGUGCAGCUGGUACACGGGAAAAUGGCCGCUGUGCCGAGUCUGUAGCCUGCUCGAAGAAGAGGAGCGAAUCGACGCUCCUCUUCCCGUUUUUCCAUUUUCAUCCCGCCGUCCCAGCUGACAGAACUCUCUUGCUGGCAUUUUCUCGUGGACUGGUCCCGCGGGGUUUUAAGUCGAGUUCACCAAACAAGACCAGAGAAAGACGCCGUUUUUCCACAGGCACCGCUUUCGUAGCCAAAAAGAGCCAGUGAGGCUUGGGAAAAGGAAAUUUACCGACUGAACGCAGGCGCUGUCGCUCUUCGUCCCUUGUCGAGAUUGCAUCGGGAACGCAUGCAGACCCUUUGGCGAGACAGAAAGAACGUCUAGACGCAUAGAGAAAAGACAACGUUUUUGAGUCUGCGCUGCCGAUCUCUGUUAACCUUCCAGGUUUUGUUCAUCCGCGACCCACAUGAAACGCGUCUGAGGGAUGUGUCUGGUACACCUCACUCUUCGCUCCGCUGCCUGUUGUCUUUCUUGUCAUCCAAGUCAACCAGACAGGUUUUCUGUCUCAGCCUGAAGACGCCACCGCCCGGCGACUGCCUCUCGACUUUCGUCGUAUGGGAAGCGAAAGCGUCCGAUUCCCCUACAGGUAAAGAGGCUGCGUUAGGCGAAUUGGUAUUCUUCUUCCCUCCUCAGCUACCGGUCUCGCUUUCCUUUACUGGACCUGUUCCUCUUUCUCUACACAGUCUUCUUUUUUUCCUCUUCUUCCUCUUCGUCAUUCCUCCUUUCCUCCUUCUUUCCUGUUCCUUGUCUUCCUGUCCGUAUUCCUCUUCGCUCGCCGUCUGUCUCUCUCUUUUCUCCUUUGUGUCCGCUGCUUCUCUCGGGCGCUGUGAUGGAAGGCGCUGAGGAUCGACGGGAAGACCUGGGGGCCUGGGUCGACUUGUCCCAGCCAGGAGCGACGACGCUUUUUCCCCCUUCGCGCGCGGCAGACCAAGACGAAGCUUCCUCUCCCUCGCCUUUCUCCUCUCUGGCUGGCGCCCGCAGCGUCCCUUCUUCGUCUCUCUCGCCUUUCUCGCCGGGGGCCUUCUCGAACGAGGGAGACGCGGAGGAGGCGAAGAAGGGAGAGGCACAGAGACAACAGGGACAGGGGGGGUUCCCAAGUGCACACUCCGAAGGAGCGCAGAAGGCGCAGCUUGCCGAGGAUGUAUGGGGCGUUGCGGAAGGCGAGAAGUUGCGAGUGAGGACAAGCAACUGCCAAAGGUCCUCCAGCAAGGCGGCAGGAGCCUUCGAAGACGGACCGCGGUUUCCGGGCUGCCAGACAGAGACAGAGGGAUUCUCUGCACCGCAGUUUCAGCCUGCCGCGAAACCGUCGCCAGAGACCUCGCAUGGACCGAACAGACCGCACAUGCCGCGAAUGCGCAGCGAGGAAAUUGGCAAGGUUUCUCAUCUCUCGUCGGCUUCUAGAGGUUCUGGGAACACUGGGAAAAGUGUGGAGAACCAACGGCUCCCUUCCUUUGCUUCACAGGUCUCUUUGCCGGGCUGCACUGCGGGUCAAGCUGCCGUUACCUCCCGGGCACCCCCGUCGCUACAGGUCGCUUCCAGAUCCCUCUCUGUGCCCGAUACCUUCCCUUCUUCUUCGCCUUCUUUGUCUUUUUCUUCUACCUCCUCUUUUUCUUCUUCAUUCUCUCCCGCAACCUUCUCCUCCUCGGAUCUGUUCUCAAAUUCCCUCCCGUCUUCCUCUUCUCCUGGCAUAUCAAAGUCGAUGACGCUGCCGGCACCGGACACACGUUCGCGGCAGGCACUCCCAGGUUUAGCGCAUGCAUCUUCAGACCCAAAAUGUUUCGACUUUGACUUCACGUAUACGCGUUCGGGCUUCCACCGGCGCGUGUUGGCCUCACCGCACCCACCCAUCUCCUCUCGGCUGCAGCACCCUGGGUCCACUGCGAAUCGCAGCUCUCCCGCAGCUCCUGGCUACGUCUCGCUUUCCUCUUAUCCCCAGUCUGUUCGUUCCUCUUUGUCUCGCGACCCUGCCAGUCUCGCCCGGUGCUCCACGCAGUCCUGCCCUCAACCUCCAGGGCCUUCCGACCCUCAUCGCCAGCUCUCCUACGCCGCUUUCUUCGAUCAAGCCACCCCGAAGAAGCCUGAGCCUAAUAAGCGUUCUGAUUCUAGCAGACAUCCUGAUUCUUGCAGAGUUUACGAUUCUAACAAACACUACGAUCCUAAUAAACAAAGUGACUCCAGUAAACGUUCAGAUUCUGGCAAACUUCAUGAUUCUCUCAAGGCUAUGGGGUCUGAGCGGAAUCAGGCGGGCUUUCUCCCUGGGGACGUCGCCUCUUCCUCGUCGGCCCCCGUGGGGGCGGUUGGCCCGCAGCGACUCUCUCGGCAUCGCGAGGGCGACGAGGCCAUAGAUGACAGGGAGAGUUUCCGGUCGAACGAAUCGGUGGCAAAGCAGAGGACGUUGAAGCGUGUCACCAGUGCCUCUUCUGACGGCGCAGACGAAGAAGUGAAGCAACCUGCUCAGUACGGAGACCUGCAGGUCCUGGUGGACAUUGACGACACCAUUCGGUCCAGUGGAGGCGUGACCUUCCUCUCCGUCUCCCUCGGUGGCAUCGACACUCAGUACGAGAGAGGAACCUUCUAUCCCGGCUGUUUCCAAUUUCUCUUCGAGUUGUCUUGUCACGGUCUGCGCCCCAGUCAGCGCCCUCUUUCCCUCGGAGUCCUCACCGCUCGAAUUCCUCAAGUGCCGAUUACGGCGGACAGUGUGUUGAACCAAAAGCUGCGCGAGACGGCGCUGCGCCGCGGGAUUCGAGGCUGGGGCAUUGACUGCAAAAACAAAGUGUUAUAUUCAACUCUGAAUGAAUGGAUUUUUCCGAGCGAGAAAGGCAAGAGGAAGUUCGAGAAUCUUCUCCUGCUCCAUUCCAAGCUAUCCGCCACGCACCCCAACAUCAAAUACGUAUGGAUAGGCGACACUGGAGAAAUGGAUCGCCACGCUGGAGAGAUGAUGGCUCGGCAAAUGCCGCACACCUUGAAAGCCGUCUUUCUCCACUACGUCGGAGACUACGGACGCAACUCAAAAAUGCCUCAAGACUACUUCGUUAACGGCGUCCCGACUGUCUUCUUCAGGACGUACAUUCGAGCUGCCCGGCGUGCUGUGGAUUUGGGGCUUCUCGACAAGAAGGGACUCGCCCGCACGAUGGUUCAGGCCGUCGCAGAUCUGGACGCAAUGCAAAACACACCAUCCGUCUCGACCAAGUGGAGAGAUAUCAUUUUCGACAUUAGGAAUGCAGAAGCACUCGUGCCGCUGAAGGGUGCAACCCUACCGCCGCUGGUUCGCACACGCGAAAUUGUUCACCGGAGAAUCACUGAAAUCAAAGGAGCUUUGGAGAAGUUCCGCGCGAAGAAAGGCGCCUCGAGCGGCAAAGCCCAGGCCGCCAUCGGGGACAGGAAGCCUGCCGAGCUCCCCAAGUCAGCGUCCUUCUCUUCUUCUGCAGCUCUUGCUUGUUCUUCGCUAAAAAGCUGCGGAUCUUCUUCCUCUUCUGCUAGCCUGCUGGAGGCGAGGCACCGAGGAGAAGAGCGAGUUCCAGAGAGCCUCAUCACUCGGGCCGCGCUGCACCAGCGAGAGGAAGAACGGCGAGAAAGCAGCAAGCGGGGGGAAACGAAGCCAGGCGAGGAAGGCUUCGAGGUCCUUGCCCCUGCAGCCACACAGCGGACAUCUGAGGCAGGCACCGGCCUCGCUGCUGAGGCUCUUCGUCGUCGCCAAGAAGAACGUUCCCUUUCUUCUUCCGAGUUGUCUCACUCUUCUUCUGUGCCUUCCGCGGCUUCCUUUUCGCUUCCAGCUGCGUCGGUGUCGCCUCAAGAGGCGUCAUGGGUGGAGGUGCGUUUCGAUCCGGCGACGGGUGGCUUCCCAGUUCGGGAGGCCGCGGAGCGCCAGCGAGGAGGCAGCUGGCGCACCGGGAAAGACAGGGAUUCCUUCUCUUCAGAGCCGUUCUACAAAACUCUUUUGCAUGCGUCGCAGGCGUCGGGCGACGCAGGCUCGGACGGAGACUCAAGGGGUGUGUCGGAGGACCUGGGCAGCGCAGCGCAGGGCAGGGAGAGAGAAGCCGAAGACCCGUGGUGGAGUGAAACUCUUGAGACACAAGCAGGCGGCGAAACAGUGAAAACAGCAGCAGAGAAGUCGGCACGAGAUAGCUCGCACGCGGACGACAUCGAACUCCUCGACCUUGCUCCCCAAGGCGAAGAGUCCACGCGACAGGCCGACGAAGGACCCGAAAAAGGAAACUCACACAGCGACGAAAAACGACACAAGGAAGAAGGAAACGGUCAUGGAGAAGAAGACGAAAAAAGACACAACAAGGGAGAAAGCGGAAGAGCAACAGAAGAAGGAAAGACUUCCGACUCUCGAGAGGCACCGGAUGCGGCUGCUGCUCUUCUCUCUGGUGUCUGUACACCUGUAGAGCGGGAGGCUGCACUGCCGACUGGCACAGCUCCUUCUCUGUUUUCUUUUGAGGACUCGGAGGGUCUAAAACUCGACCAGAGGGAGCGCAGUUGCGAGCAGACUCCAGAUGCGAGACAGAAGCCAAACAAGGGCAGAGAGAAAGAGACAUUCCUCGAGGAAUGGAAAGCACCCCCGAAACGCGAAAGAUCGCAUGAACAGACCAAGACGGAGCCUGCCGAUCUCCUCUCCUAGCGAAAACACGAGAGACCCAUUAUUCCCUCAGGUGCUAAAAACACAGGGAAACGCUGAAAACGCUGCAGACACCCAGGAUCCCGGACAAUCCCAUCCAAGUACACAGUUACACAUGUAUAUUUUUCAUAUAUAUAUAUAUUUCCAUGUUUAUAUAUUCAUAUAUCUGUGAAUGUAUUUCUAUAUACGUGUACAUGCGCAUAUAUAUAUAUAUAUAUAUAUGCAUGUAAAUUUAUUUGAUUCAGGCUGUUUAUUUCAACCUUCAAGCUGGGAAACUCAAGGGGAGCAGAGCACUCCGAGUCGAUAACUGUGCAUGCACUUACUCCAGUGUUCGUGUCGAGUGGUAAAUCGGUUCUGUCUAUGAGGGAACUUCGCGGGUAUUCUGAGACAUUUGCAGACGCGUGGCCUGUGCGUUUCUAAUUCCUCGAUUCUCCACAUGCACCACAGGGAAGUAUAAAGAGAAACAAACGAGAAAUCCUUGUCCGAAAGAGAGAACGAAUGCACAUGGAUUCACAGGGGAGACGGUGAAGUUCUUUCAAUCUUGGUCUUCUGGGAGGAGCUCUCUGGCGAAAAGUAUCUGCCUUUUCCCGCUCUCUCGGGAGGGCGGUGUGUUUUGAUAAAAUUGUCUUGGUAGUUUGCAUGUGCUCCAAAAAAGAGUUUACGAAGGGUCCUAGGAUAUUGGAUCGCAAAUCCUGUUUGGAUUGUCUCUUCGCGCAAGCUUAGCAACUGAAUGUGAAUCUACAGAUUCGUCCAGUGAAAGUUCCUCUCCCGAAACCGCGAGGUAAUCUAUUCAUUUUGGAGUAUCUUUCUCAUCUCUCCCUCGGUGUUUCCUCUUAUCUCUCUCUCGAAAUGCUUUCUUUCGUUCUCUCCCUCCCUCUACAUGUAUUCUUCGCAUGCGCAUCUCCGCCGUAUGGAGUCCUCGGGAGUCGUCCCCUGGGGUCCCGCGAGUUUCUCGGGGUGUAGGCGUGACGGGCAGUUUCACACGACACGGUUUACGCCAGCAAGAAAGCGAAAACGCGGGAGAAGAUUUCAGGUGUUGAGACAGAAGCCGGUGUGAGGGAGACAGCAGACGCAGCCUCCCCACCUUUGCCGUGGCAGUGGAACCUUCAUCAGCUCGACGCGCCGGCUACCUUACUGACUACGCGCUGCUCCUCCACUCCUGGAAAAAAAACUAUGUCAUGCGUGUCUCAGCCACACCUCUACCCUUCCUAUACACUCUUCUUUCUCUCAACCUCUACUUAAAUGUGCA